Messenger RNA from Plodia interpunctella (Indianmeal moth), 1023 nucleotides. It is a transcript of the gene AIMP1, whose product is annotated as aaRS-interacting multifunctional protein 1. NCBI's taxonomy places the organism in Eukaryota, Metazoa, Arthropoda, Insecta, Lepidoptera, Pyralidae. The record is from RefSeq and is a predicted model, not a curated record. The transcript is spliced from 3 exons. Gene Ontology annotation, molecular function: tRNA binding. The coding region runs from base 108 to 1007 and encodes 299 amino acids.
AUUUGACAAAUUCCAACAAGUCACCACAUUGAGCCACCAACGUAAACGUAUUUUGAGGUUAUAUAACUAAAAAUAAUUAGGACUAAAGCAAGCAAAAUUUUGAUUCGAUGGUAUUUAAUGUAUUAAAGAGAACGAUGUCUCAAAGUGUUGUUAUACGAUUGAUGAACAAUGCUGAAGUAGCUGAGAAAAAAAUAUUAGAAUUAAAGAAUAAGUUAGAAGAAGUAAAGAAAAUAAAAAUUGAAAAUAAAAUUAAGGAACUUACAAAAGAAAAUGCUGAUCUGGAGGCCAAGGUAGAAAAGGUCAAGAAUGAACUUAUAAGACUUGAAAUAUUGAAUGGUAAAAAGCAAUAUCCAAUUCCUGGCAAAACAUCUAUAGCUGCUGCAGAUCAAUCGGCAACAAAAAGAGAAGUAAUUGAAGAAACAACGUCUCAGCAUAUCAAACAGACAAUUCAGCAACCAAAAAAAGAGCCAGCUAAGAAAAACAAGGAGAAAUCAAAUGAUGCUCCUACUGAUGUGGUGGAUGUGAGAAAAUUAGACUUUAGGAUUGGAAAAAUUAUAGAAGUUAAUAAACACCCAGAUGCAGAUUCUCUUUAUGUUGAGAAGAUUGACUGUGGAGAAGAGAAGCCACGCACCGUUGUAUCAGGUCUUGUGAAUCAUGUACCCAUUGAUGAGAUGCAAAAUAGAAUUGUCAUGGUGCUAUGUAAUUUAAAACCAGCUAAGAUGAGGGGCAUUACUUCUGAGGCCAUGGUUAUGUGUGCAUCUUCACCUGAAAAAGUUGAAAUACUAUUGCCGCCUACAAGUGCUGUUCCUGGUGAUCUAGUAUCCUGUGAAGGAUUCCCACGAGAGCCUGAGGCCCAAUUGAACCCUAAAAAGAAGAUAUUUGAAACAUGUGCUCCAGACCUAAAGACUAAUGAUGAGAAAAUAGCCUGUUAUAAAGGCAAUCCACUUGUAAUUCCUGGAAAGGGUGCAGUUGUUGCACCUACAUUGAAAGGUGUGAGUGUGAAAUAAAUGUUAUUGAAAUUAA